Messenger RNA from Rotaria sordida, 1853 nucleotides. The record is from the annotation of a GenBank genome assembly. Lineage: Eukaryota; Metazoa; Rotifera; Eurotatoria; Philodinida; Philodinidae.
AUGUCUAAUGUAUCAAUAUUAUCAAGAAAAAUUAGACGACGUGAUCGUACAAAAACAAAUAGUGGUGCCAUAACAACAUUUAUUACAAAUUGUAAUAAACGUCGAUUCGAUGAAAUUAAUAGUAGAAAUUCAUCAGGUAUUAAACGACGAGCUCUAUCAGCAACAUCAGGUUGUGAAAAUCAAAAUUGUUCGAUUAUUUUUAUUAAUAAUCGAGAAAGAUUUAAACCAAUAACAACAAAUGAUUAUAUUUAUGGAAAACCAAAAUCUGUUACAAAAUUUGAAAAAAGCCUACCGAAUGAAAUUUUAUUUGAAAUAUUUAAAUAUCUAUCACAAUCGGAUAUUUUUUAUGCAUUUUUAAAUCUUAAUCAACGUUUUAAUCAAGUUUUACAACCAUUUACACAUCAUAUUGAUUGUUCAAAAUUAUCUAUUAGACAAUUUGAACAUAUUCGAAAUCAUCUUUUUAAUGCUAAAUCAUUGACACUUAAUAAUCAGUAUGCAAUCAAACAAGUCUUUCGUAUUGAUUUAAAUUUACAUCGUUUUCCAUUACUUGAAUGUAUAUCUUUAAUUGAUCCAACAAUAGAUGAAUUAAAUCUUAUUUUUUCUAAACUUAAACAUAUGUCUAUUCGAAUAUUAAAUAUUCGUAUUCAACGACCAUCAUCAUCAACAAAUGAAAUAACUUAUAAAAGUUGUUUACAACAUCAUUUAUUUGGUUCAACACAAAUCAAAACAUUAGAAUCUAUAUCUGUUGAAAUGCAUAAUAAUGAUUAUUUACAAUUUAUUGAGAAAACUGAUAUACCAACAAAUUAUGAUUAUUUAAAAGAAUUAAAUAUUCCAUUAAGAUCAUUUGAUAGUCUUUUAUUACUUUUAGAACAUGUACCUAAUUUAAAAAAAUUAUGUGUUAAAUUAUUUGCUGAUCAAACACCAUUAAAUGUACCAUUAUGUGGUAAACCACCAAUAAAUUUAAUUGAUUUUGAAUUAGAUGUUACAGGAAAUGAAUUAAAUUUUGAUCGUUUUGUUUUAUUAAUGACAAGUCGAAUACGUGCAGCAAAAUUAGAAAGACUAGCUUAUUUUAAUCGUACAACUCUGGAUCAAAAUUAUUUUAAGUAAGUAAAGAAAAUGUUUAUUUCGUAUAAAACUAUUCGACAAUAAAAAGUAGCAAACUUCUCUUACUAUAAAUCACUAAGGAAAAAUAACUCAUAUCGUAUGUUCAUCUGUACUAUCGAUAGUAGAUUAUUGCUAUGAAAACAACUAAACUAUAGUCAUUAGAUGACAUGUUCUAAUAGUCAAUCAUCUGUUUCGAAACGUAUAAGAUUGAACGAUAAUAUCAAUAUAAAAUUUAGUUCAGAUGAUAUUUCUUUAGUCUAUUUUAUAAAGUUCAUGGUUAGAUAUCUGCAGAAUAGUUCCAAUUCUGGUGCGGCCGGGACUUAGAAUCCAACGGGUCCAAAAUUUUCGGACUUGAUCCAACUGAAUCUCGAUAAUCUUAAUGCAAUUUUCUAAUAGGAAUUGGAUAGUCGCCCAGAGGAUAAGAGAUGCUUUUUUCCGGUUUUUUUCGUAUUCAGGAAUUUUAAUAAUUACGUAAAUUUCAUAAGCAUUUAUAUAGAUAAAUGGACUUAGAAGUAGUGUCCUGCGGGAACGACUUUUUUCCCUAAUUUUCCCAUUCCCAUUCCCAUUCUCAUGGGAAUGGGAAUUCCCAUUUAGACUUAGGGAAUGGGAACAUGGGAAUGGGAAUUCCCAUUUGGACUUAGGGAAUGGGAACAUGGGAAUGGGAACAGAAUUAAAAAUUGACGUUCCCAAAAUUCUUUCUAACUUAUUUCAAUACACAUAAAAAUAUUUCUAUCUGAUAACUAUUUAUU